AUGGGCAGAACGGUGGUCAUGUGUCAACAGCCACCGAAAGUUGAGUGCAGCGUCCUUUUCAUCCACGUCAACGGGACCGAAUUGAAGGUCGUGAACAACUUCAAGUUUCUGGGCAGUACGAUAUCACUCUGCAUCAUAAUUGACGAAAAAACGGCCCACCGGAUCUCCGAAGCCAGCCAAGUCUUCGACUGGCUGCAGAAUCCCGUAUGGAAUCGCCACGGCCUUCAACUAAAAACCAAAUUAAAGAUGUGCAAGGCCGACAGGUAUAACUGACAAAGACAAGGUACAGUGCGGGACCUAUCUCAUGAAAUGUUGGCUGAAAUUCUGAAAUGCAUUUUCGAUUAGGAAGGAUUACUUGGUCGCGGUUGUGAUACUGAUUAUCUUAAGGCAUACUCUUAUAACAUUUUAGACUUGACAGGAUGUCCGCUUUAAAAUGCGCUCCUUUUCAAUCUCCUGUAGAAAGCGUGCUCGGUAAAAAAAUGACUACUUAAGUAGCAUGCAUUUUUCCCAUUGAUUUUCGAUGAUCUUGGAAAUUCAAAUAUAUUUUAUAGAAACCACAAACAAAAAUGUGCUUUCUUUUAGUCAAUCAAUAGAGAAUCACGUCUUCUUUAUAGUUUAUACUUAAGGAAGGAGUAUAAUUAGGUUUUUAAAAACUUUUCUAAUUGCCGAAACAUUUGGAGCCUGAUCAUUCGUUGCAUUAGCGCUUAGUGAUUACACUCUACAAGGUGCAUGCCUUCCGCGUAUAGAAAAUCCCAUAUUUUUCUAUUUCAUUAAAGAGAUAUCCUACAGGGUUCAUAAAAUUUUGCAAUGGAUACGGACCAUGUUGUACAUUUCAUGAGGAGCAGUGGUAAACGGCCAGGUACGAUGCUAUGUGAAUGGACAUGUCGCGGUCUUAAAAAGUCUCAUAAUUAGAAACUUUUUUAAAACCUAAUUAUACUCCUUCCUUAAGUAUAAAAUAUAAAGAAGACGUGAUUCUCUAUUGAUUGACUAAAAGAAGGCACAUUUUUGUUUGUGGUUUCUAUAAAAUAUAUAUGAAUUUUCAAGACCAUCGAAAAUCAAUGGGAAAAAUGCAUGCUACAUAAGUAGUCAUUUUUUACCGAGCACGCUUUCUACAGGAGAUUGAAAAGGAGUGCAUUUUAAAGCGGACAUCCUGUCAAGUCCGAAAUGUUAUAAGAGUAUGCCGUAGGAUAGUCAGUAUCACAAUUGCGACCAAGUAAUCCUUCCUAAUCGAAGACGCAUUUCAGAAUCUCAGCCAACAUUUCAUGAGAUAGGCCACGCACUUUAAUACCAUUCCGUCUAUAUCAUACACCGCUGUGCGGUUGCUGAUUGGGCUCAAGAUAGAGCCCGUAGGGCACACCGGAGCGAGUGAGCUCCGUAAAAACUAUCACUGAACGUCCCUCUAACAAUUUGUAGGACUGUUGUCCUGGCGACACUUUUGUAUGUGGCGGAGACCUGUAUCAUCUACUCCAUCUAUGCCAGGGAGCUCAACCAAUUCUAUGUGAGUUGCCUCAGAAUACUGAAGCUGAUAUAGCAAGGCAUGAUCCUGGACACUGAAGUUCUCUAAUGGACAGGAAUUCUCCACAUCUACGUCAUACUGAGACAAUAGCGACUGCGUUGAAGCGGCCACCUCAUGAGGACGAACGACAAGUGACUGCCCAAACGACCCUUCUAUGGAUGUGUCACCACGGGUACCCGUCGACAAGGAGAACAAAAACUGCGCUACGAGGACAUUCUGAAGAACUCGCUGAAAGAACUGGAGAUUAACCCGGAGACCAAGGAGGACCUUGCCCAGAACAAACCGGCCUGAAAAAGAGAAUUGAAAGCCGGUAAAGCCAUCUACGAAAUCAAUCAGAUCGCCGUCGCCAAAGAUAAAAGGAAGGCCCGCAAACCUUAAGUGUUUCGACUCCUCAUGCCAAUAGUCAGCCGCUGCCAACAUGCCCGCGCUGCCAACGCAUAUUUCGACCUCGUAGGGCGUCUUCGGACGCAAUGCCCCAACAACCUGGCAAUGUCAACUUCUUCCACAAUCGUCCCUGUUGCAAACCCCGUGAUGAAGACCAUCGACGUCAGCGAUGAUCACACUGUCGUUGCCCCACCGCCAUCAAUCACCACCAUUAUCCUCCCUGUCCCAACCCCUGCGUCCACCACACUGACCAGUUCCUCCAAAAUCACGAUAUCUUGCACUCCCCCCCCCCCACCGAUGAGACGACGUCGACGUCCCAUCAUUUGCUACCAUCACCCCCAGCAACCGAACUACAGCGCUGUAGACUUUGUCCAAUCAAUUCUCAUUGAGAUCGCAAAUUCACCUCUCACAUUGGCCUGGUCGGUCACUUGCGAAUCCGUCGCACAGAGACUGGCGAACCAGUGCCUGGAGCACCCACGUACUCUUGGCACAUCCGCCACAACUGCCCUCACUGUUCCCGUACAUUCAGUCACAGCAUGGGUCUAUGGGGUUACAUGCGCAUCCGAUGGAACCUGA
Messenger RNA from Spirometra erinaceieuropaei, 2476 nucleotides. Lineage: Eukaryota; Metazoa; Platyhelminthes; Cestoda; Diphyllobothriidea; Diphyllobothriidae. The record is from the annotation of a GenBank genome assembly.